Varroa destructor (honeybee mite) is the source of this 1364-nucleotide messenger RNA. RefSeq lists its product as uncharacterized. The record is from RefSeq and is a predicted model, not a curated record. Lineage: Eukaryota; Metazoa; Arthropoda; Arachnida; Mesostigmata; Varroidae.
CGAACCCAGGCAGUGAUAAGCGCUUAUGUGGUUUGAUUACAGGAAGAACUGGCAUUCGUAAUUGGCGUUGAACAUCUCGUCUCGGUGUCAUCACCUAUAUGAAGUUCUAUCAUGAAGUUCGUGUUGCUCGCAAUCGCGGUAAUUAGCGCCGUCGACGGACAUCAAAACCCAAGGAAUCAGGCGGUUACGUUUCUUUCGGCACACAACGGAUGGCACGUCCGCGAAAGCAAUUCAGUAUCUGUCAAUCCGCAACUAUCAAUUUCUCCAUCACAAUAUAGCCCUAGUCCAAAUCAACGUAUCGUAUUGGUGAGCGGUGGCCCGGAUCAAGCGAUACCCGCAAUGGCAGUCACUGGUAGUUCUACCAGAGGUCUGCGUGGUAGCCGACGGAGGUAUGAUUUAGACUCGCUCGUCAUCACCCCAUUGGCAGAAGAUACUGAAUCAUCGGAUACCCCAGUGGCUGCGUCGGUGUUAACUAUAACUUUCGUCCCGGUGCCGGGUCGCACAACGGACGAAUGUAUGGUCGCCAGAUUUAACAGCGGUAACUCGAACGCUGUUAACGGUAUUGUAUUACAGUUGAUACAAACGUGAGUCCGACGAGGGCCACCUGCGUCAUUUUCGUGCGCAAUGACAACAAUACAGGAUUGCUGGGCAGCCGUGAAAUGCUGAAGUGCAAAGCCGCACUGAGGAAAUGCGGACGUGGUUUCUAACGCACCAACAGAGGCCGGAGUGUCUUUGAGCUAGCCGCAUCUUCUCCGUAAGCACGCAACUGGAGUCGUGCUAAUUUCGAAGCCACUCAAACAAAGAGGGCCUACCGAUGCGUAUGGUAAUAAAGAGGCGCAACGGAAACACCGUCAGGGCUCCGUAGCACUUCAAUAAUGCAAUCGUGGGCAAUAGAGAUCAAGAUAUCGCUCGACUGUCAUUUGCCUAAAUACGUCUGUCGGCAUCAUGUCAAAGAACAGAAGUUUUUUCCAAUAUACACAUCCCUGCGUAGCCUUUUUCGGUGAGAUGUCCAUGCAAUUGUACCUUGCGAUGCUAUUGUACACCUAUUUCGGUGAGCUUUGUCUACGUUAAAACAAGCUGAUAUUGAAGGUUAAUGUUAAAAUAGCAUAUAUGGUUAAAGGAUUAAAGCAUGAGUAGAACAGGUUAUUUGGUUAAUUUUAACAAAUGUUAUAAUAAAAUAUAAACUAGCCAGCCAUUUUGCUUUCAACCCAAAUCUAAUGUGACGGAGUUAAUGAGUUGGUAUAUUUUAGUCGUAGAUCCUCGUGAGGGCUUAAAACAGAUAUUUCGCAGAAACACAUCAAGUCUAGAACAUACGUGAAAAAACUAAAUGUUCUGUUCUCUAGUAAGCAUGUUCUUGAUACUGC